AUGAGUUACAAUUUCUCUUCUCUUGUGAUAGUGUUUCUUUUAUUUGUAGUAUCUUCGUACGCAAUCCCAGCACAACAAGUGAAUGAUAUUUGUAGGCAAAGUAAAAAUCCUUCAUUUUGUGUUACUUUUCUUAACUCAAAGCCUAAUGCAAACUUGUAUACCCUUACCCAAUACACCAUUGAGGUGGUAAGUGUUAAUGUUACCAACACAAUCAAAUUAAUCAACAAGCUUAUCUCUCAAAGUGCAAAUGAUUCAGAGGCCAAAAGGCAUUACCAAUCAUGUUUAGUACAUUUUGGUUAUAAUGAGGGUGCUCUUGGUGAUGUUGAUACAGCUCAAGAAUUGUUGAAGAAGAAAGAUUAUAGAGGCGUGAAUGUGGCUGCUUCUUCUAUAUUGACAGAUGUUGAAGAUUGUAUUUCAGGAGAGUCACCAUCUGAUCCUCCUUUUCCAGACCCUUCCAUACUUCCAAAAUAUGCAUAUGUUGUUGACUUGUUUGCUGAGAUUAUUCUUAUUUUAUAUGAAUGUGAUUUUGGUGCAUUAGGAUGGGUAGAGGCAUUUAAUGGUGAAGAAGGUUCUACGAGAAGUGGUUGA
Messenger RNA from Abrus precatorius (Indian licorice), 588 nucleotides. Its product is annotated as pectinesterase inhibitor 1-like. The transcript has 2 exons. NCBI's taxonomy places the organism in Eukaryota, Viridiplantae, Streptophyta, Magnoliopsida, Fabales, Fabaceae. The coding region runs from base 1 to 588 and encodes 195 amino acids. Gene Ontology annotation, molecular function: pectinesterase inhibitor activity. The record is from RefSeq and is a predicted model, not a curated record. Gene Ontology annotation, biological process: negative regulation of catalytic activity.